UUUUGUUUUACGUAGUACUUAAUAAUACUAGAUUAGGUAUAUCAAAAAUACAGUGAUAGAAACAAACAGAAAGCAAGUCUUUUGUACAGAUGUUAAUACUGUCGAAGAAAUUGUAUUAAUAAUGACACAAGAAACUAAGAAAGCAAAAAAGAAACAAGUAAAAAAAGAAAAAACAAACCAAAAGGAUGAGAAAAGUGAAGAAAAUGUAAAAGAGGACACAAGUGAAAAUAUCAAGUUAAAAUAUGGGCCCUCUGUAAGAUUUCCUUAUCAGAGGGUAUGGUCUCGUACUGCCCUAAUAUUUGCAGUAUUAUUCAUAGUUUGGUAUAGUAGUCGACAGGGUAAAGAAAUUUAUUUGGCUAAACAGAGAGAGAUUUUAUUAAGUCGCACUGUGAAUGUUAUAUGUUCAAGCGAUUAUGAAGCUGAAAUAAGUACAUAUCCUGAAUGUGUACCCGAAAGAUGUGGAAGAAUAGUUACAGAUAAAUUAGUGUCAUCAACAGAAACUGAUGUUUUGUUGAAAAUGGCAGUAAAUGGUUUGAAUUUAGCUGGUUCUGAUGGAGGUGCAAGUAUUUUGGACCUUCAUUCUGGUGCUCUGAGUAAAGGUCAAGGCUUUAUAGAUAUUUACACUUUACCAGAAGCAAAAGAAAUAUUCAAUAGUGCUGAUUUUGCAAUUUAUAAAGUAGCGAAGACUAAGAUACAACAUGCAGUAGCGCAUAACUUUGGAAUACCUUCAAACAAAAUAUUUUUAACAAAACCUACGUUCUUUUCUCGAAUGACUAAUGUGUCUGCAAAAACGAUACAUGACGAAUAUUGGCAUCCUCAUGUUGAUAAGGAAACAUAUGAAUCUUUCCACUAUACUACUUUACUUUAUCUGAGCGAUUUUGGAAGGGAUUUUGAAGGAGGUCGAUUUAUGUUUGUCGAUAAAAAUAAUGUAAAAACUGUGAUAGAACCUCGUAAAGGUAGAGUAUCUAUGUUUACUUCAGGUAGUGAGAAUUUACAUGAAGUUGAAAGAGUACAAUCAGGAACUCGAUAUGCGUUAACCAUAUCUUUUACAUGUGAUCCAAAUGCCGCAAUUUCUGAUCCAAAUUAUCGAAUAAAAUAAGAAAAGUAAGAUCAUUGUAUAAGCAAAAAAUAUAUUAUUUUAUAUUAGAAA
Bombus pyrosoma is the source of this 1150-nucleotide messenger RNA. Its product is annotated as 2-oxoglutarate and iron-dependent oxygenase domain-containing protein 3-like. NCBI's taxonomy places the organism in Eukaryota, Metazoa, Arthropoda, Insecta, Hymenoptera, Apidae. Gene Ontology annotation, cellular component: membrane. The coding region runs from base 122 to 1099 and encodes 325 amino acids. The record is from RefSeq and is a predicted model, not a curated record. Gene Ontology annotation, molecular function: L-ascorbic acid binding; oxidoreductase activity, acting on paired donors, with incorporation or reduction of molecular oxygen; iron ion binding. The transcript is spliced from 5 exons.